Messenger RNA from Rhea pennata, 1149 nucleotides. RefSeq names its product forkhead box Q1 (gene FOXQ1). The record is from RefSeq and is a predicted model, not a curated record. Gene Ontology annotation, biological process: cell differentiation; anatomical structure morphogenesis; regulation of transcription by RNA polymerase II. NCBI's taxonomy places the organism in Eukaryota, Metazoa, Chordata, Aves, Rheiformes, Rheidae. Gene Ontology annotation, molecular function: DNA-binding transcription factor activity, RNA polymerase II-specific; RNA polymerase II cis-regulatory region sequence-specific DNA binding. The coding region runs from base 1 to 1149 and encodes 382 amino acids. The transcript has a single exon.
AUGAAGCUGGAGGUGUUUUCCCAGCACUACGAGGACAAGCUGAGCGCCGGCAGCGACCAGGAAGGCAGCGGCUCGCUGUCGCCGGCGCCGGCCGAGAGCGAGCUGGGCUCCGACGGCGACUGCGCCGCCAACAGCCCCGGCGCCGCGGCUGCCCCCCCGGGGCGCCCGCCGCCGCCCGCCGCCCCGCAGCCGCCGCCGCCGCCGCCGCCGGCCGAGAGCGGCAAGGGGAAGCCCUACACGCGGCGGCCCAAGCCGCCCUACUCCUACAUCGCGCUGAUCGCCAUGGCCAUCCGGGACUCAGCCGGCGGCCGCCUGACCCUGGCCGAGAUCAACGACUACCUGAUGAGCCGCUUCCCCUUCUUCCGCGGCGCCUACACGGGAUGGCGCAACUCCGUGCGCCACAACCUCUCGCUCAACGACUGCUUCGUCAAGGUGCUGCGCGACCCGGCGCGGCCCUGGGGCAAGGACAACUACUGGAUGCUCAACCCCAGCAGCGAGUACACCUUCGCCGACGGCGUCUUCCGCCGCCGCCGCAAGCGCCUCAGCCGCGCCGCCCCGCCGCCGCCCGCCCGCCCGCCGCCGCCGCCGCCGCCGCCGCAGGAGGAGGCCGGAGCGGGCGCCGCGUCGCCCGGCGGCUCCCCGCGGUGCUGCUGCUCCUCGUCGCCGUGCAGCUGCGCGCCGCGGCCCGCCAAGGCGGCGGCGGCGGCGGGCGGCGGCGGCGCCAAGUUCUCCAGCUCCUUCGCCAUCGAGAGCAUCCUGCGGCGGCCAGCGGGGCCCAGCGCCGCCGAGCCGCCCGCCCCGCACGCCCGCCUCCUCUGGCCGCCGCCGCCGCCCGCCGCCCCGCACCUGCUGCCCGGCGCCUUCCCGCUGCUCCCGUACCCGCCCGCGGCCCCGCUCGGCGGCGGCGGCCUCCUGCAGCUCUGCGCCUACGGGCUGGGCGAGCAGCCGCUGCUGCUGGCCCCCGGCGAGCCGCCGCCGGCCGAGCGCCCGCGGCCGCCGCUCUUCCCCGCCGCCCUCGCCAAGGGCGUGCGGGCGCCGCCGCCCGCCUCCCCCCUCUAUUGCCCCCUGCGGCUGCCCGGACCGCUGCAGCCGGCGUCGGGAAGCGCUGCCUCUUACCAGCCGUACCCCAUGGAGACCCCCUUGGCUUAA